UUCAUUUUUGCGUCCUAAAGCCAAAUGUUCUCACGUGUUUUUUUGACGUAUUUAAAAUGAAAGUUCCUUUAAAAACUGAUACUAGUUUUUUCUAAAAAUAAUUUUUAAAGCGACAUAAUCUGACAUUCAGUUUAGACUCUGGUAAUUUUAGUCAGACACAGAGAGAAAAAAAUAGUUUGCUGCCAUUUUAACACUACGAAUAAGGACAGGUUGCAUAACAUGACGACCGCUUACAUAGGCCUACAUCCAAAUAAAGCGUGCGUUACCUGCUGAUAGGUGAUGACCGUCCCUGUCAAAUGCUCGUGGUUUAUUAGAGGAGUCUCGUGCACUUGAUGUGCGCCGCAGGCUGGUUACAGUAACACUCAACAGUGUUUGGCUUCAACUUCAACAGACACAAUGGGAUGCGCAUCUAGCUCGACUACAACUCAAGAUACAACACAACCCAACACCAAACAAGAUGAAGAGACAGGGAAUGAAAACGGUGGUCCUGCUGUGGACACUGAGACAAAUCCAGAACCCCAGGCUGAGGGAUCUCCACAGACCGCCGAUACAGCCGCUGAUGAGACCAUCACACCUGAUGCUGCUGACCCUGUAGAGGCUGCCAAUGAUCAGCCUGAAGUACCAGAAACUGACCCCUCAACCACAGCUGAAGGUCAGGAAGAACCUGCACCGGCACAAAGUGAAAACACAACUGAGGAGAAGACAGAUUCUUCCACUCCAGAGAACGCACCUGAAAACACAACUGAGGAUUCCUCCCCGCCAGAGGAAGCUCCUGCCUCUACUGAAGAAAAUUAAAUCUGCAUCGAUCGGCACAGCGACUGCUCAAUCAAGACUGAAACACUCAUUUUAGUAAAGUCAGCAUUUUACUUAAGAUGUUAAUUUAGUGUAUACUUAUUGCUUGCUUGUUGCCAAACUAGACCAGUUGGUCUAGUAAAUCUCUGUGCCUUUCUUUAUACAGUAUGCAUAUAUCAGUGGUUCCCAAACUGGGGGGUGCCGGAGGGGCACGGUUUUAUAACAUUUUAAAAUAUGCAUUAAUUCUCUGUUAUCGAACACCUCAUUUAAUAAUUCAAUAAGUGUUUGUUUAAUUCAAAUUGUUAGUUUUAUUUCAAGAAUUUUCUUUUUGGUUGGCCACACAGGGAUGCACACUGAAAAGUCUGAGAACCAUUGAUUUAUAUAAUGCAGUUACCCAACACCAGUUGUAGUUUAAUGAAUUGGUGUUGCUUUAACUAGAUCUUCUAUUGGUGCCUCUCCUCAUUGGCUUAAAAUAGUGCAUAAAAAGCCAAAGAAAUAUAUUAAAACUGUGAUUUACUUGAUAAUAAUAGUUAAUAGUUUGUGAUUAUUCAAAUCUCUAAUCUUUAAGAAAGACUGUUAUUUAUGAAUUUAAAAUCAUGAUUAAGUAUGUGA
Molecule: messenger RNA, 1404 nt
Organism: Misgurnus anguillicaudatus (oriental weatherfish)
Lineage: Eukaryota; Metazoa; Chordata; Actinopteri; Cypriniformes; Cobitidae
Source: RefSeq, a predicted model, not a curated record